AUCAACACAUACCAUUGGCCUUGAAGAACACACACAACUUUGAGGUGGAGCAGGAAGAGAUAAAUAAUCUGACUCAACGUUCUCACCUCACAUUCUCAAGUUUCGCAGCUCGGCAACACAAAGCCCGACGACUCCACAGGCGAUGGGACAGAGAGAUUGGACUGAGAUGUCGCACGAGAAGGAAAUAUGCACCGCAAGCCACCAGGAGUGUUUAGGGGAGAACGAGUCGUCAGAGGCAAUUGGUCAAGAAGUGCGGCCAAAGAAGUGUUCUCCUGUGCCGGAUGUCACACUUUGCCACGCAAGCCAAAUGGGUUUGACCCGGAUCAAAACGAAAAUAAUCCCGUUUUCCAGCUGGCUUAGCAGGGUGCUUAAACAUCUGCUGAUAUGCGUGACCAUCCACAAGGAAUGGCACUCUGAGCCAGGUACCGAUCCAGGAGAGUUUGUUUUCUCAGAACAGAUCAACGAACCAGAGCCGCCUGACCCGGCGCCACUUUGCUCCGAUCCCCUGCUUGAAAUAUCCGCCUGCGCCUCAGAAUAUGUUUCCCUGCCUUCUCCACACAACGUCUUCACACACGAGGUCCAGGUGGAAAGUCUGCCAGUGGAGCAGACCUCAAUGACCUACAGCGUUACAGGCUAUCCUCACGUGGGCUACUCGGUCCAUAAUCAAUCCAGAAGACCCGCCUGCCUCUUGCCUCGUUCUCACAGCACCUCUGUGCUCAGACCAGAGAAGAGCAAAAGCUUGACCCGAUCGGCCAGCUUGAUCGACAUGUUCCUCAAGGACUUUGAGCACUUUACGCCUGACGUCACCGUGGGGGGAAAGAGGGAAACCUACCGGCUGCAGUGCUUCAGGGCCGGCAGGUACCAGUGCACAGUGACGGGCUUGGUGUUUCACAUGGAUGGAGAGGGGGAUGUGCGUUAUGGGGUCAUCCCAUGGGACCUAAGCCUACUGGCCCAGCACCACAAGAAACCCGCAGGACCGCUUUUUGACAUCCAGUGUGACAAGCCGUCCAUGCGGCAGCUUCACCUGCCGCAUUGUGAGAUCCCAUCCAUGGGCGGGUGCAGCCGUUUGCUAGUGGCUCACGUGAGUGGCGAGGGCAUGGAGGUAGUCACCCCUCAGAAGACCACCGACACUCACGUCAUCGCCAACAUCCCAGGCUUCUCGGCUUUUGGGCUCAUGAGAAGUGAAGAUACGCUUCGCCUCCCGAUCCGUGCGCUGGUGCUGGUCUUCCUCAUUUCCGAACCCCCGUCCGUCUUAAAUGUGUUGUUAGUGUCAGACAACGAGGUGGUGGAUGAAGUGAUCCGUGUUCGCAGCAGACGCAAUCCCAACGAGGCCUUUGUCAACACCAUCUCAGGAUGCACCCUAGUCCCGGAGCAGCGGUACGUGCUGACCAGCCCGCUAGGAGACAUGCUGCGAAUUCAACCAAGUAGCGCCGCUUUUUGCGACGAUCUUCGCAGGAACUUCAUGAAUUCAUUCCAAGUACUUGGAACAGACAACAUGGACACGAUUAAUCUGGCUCUGAGGGAGUAUGACAACCCCCAAGGCCACGUCUGGUACGCCGAGGUUCCUUUGAGGCACGCGGUCCAGCACCACUACGGUUUUACCGUUGAAGACCUGAGAAACGCUUGGUCCGGCUUCGUCCACCGAGUAUCACGGCCGGUCCUUGGGACUCUGGUGGACCGUCUGUUUCAGGAAAAAUUCCUAAGCGCAAGUGAAAGAGACCAAAUGGACCAAGAAUGCGACAAAAGGCGGAAGGCCCGUGCCGUCUUAAAAAAAAUGAUUAACCUCAACCAACAGGCUCGUGAACGCUUCGUCACUUUACUUCGUGAAGAAGAUCCUCAUUUGGCGGCUACUCUUGGCUGGUGAGGGCCGGACUCAUACAUUUUGGUGUUUCCUUAAAUCAGCCACAAGCAUGGCAUCUUAAACUCGGAAGAAGAGUGAACACGUUGUCUGGACUGUGUGAUGACGUGAGAGCAGGGCGUCUGCGGAACAAAAACUGCUACUAAAUACAAUUUGCAUUGACGUUCUAUUCUUGGAUGUUCUCAGGACUCGGAGGCUCUGGAUAAAAUCGGAUUAUGUCCAAUUUAUUGGGAUUAUAUUGUCAAAGUCAUCCUUGAAGUACUCAAACUUCUAUUUUAUACGUAUAGUCAAUUUGUUAUGUAAGAUGCUAUAUUUUUUUAAAUAUAUUUUUGCAUCAUUAAAACAUGUAUUUAUAUAUAUAUAUAUAUAUAUAUAUAUAUAUAUAUAUUAUAUAUAUAUACACAAACGUGUAUGUGUGUAUGAAUUAUAUAUUUUACUGUUAUAUUUUUAUUCCAAUUGUUGCUUUUUAUUUGUAUUCUUAUUGUAAUUUUUCUCUAUUUUGUUUCCAUUUAAACCCCCAUUAUUAACUUUUUACUUUUUUUAAUUGAUCAAACUCUGUACACUGCUGCUGGAAGUUAAAUUUUCCUGAAAGAACUCUCCUGAAGGAAUCAAUGAAGUUCUAUCCAUCCAUCUAUCUAUCUAUCUAUCUAUCUAUCUGUGUAUAUAUAUGUAUAAAUAUAUAUAUGUGUAUAUAUAUAUAUAUGUGUAUAUCUAUGUAUAUAUAUAUAUAUAUAUAUAUGUGUAUAUAUAUAUAUAUAUAUAUAUAUUGCCCUGAUUGCCUUCUCAACGGAGGGUGCUUACAGACAUCAGUCGUUUACCAAGCAAAGGUAACACGCAAGGACAUUAACACAUCCGACACGUACGUAGGAUUAAACAAAGGAGCGUUCAAAACAAGAUGGAAGAAUCACAACGCCUCCUUUAGAAACCAGACUUUGCGGAAUUCUACAGAACUCAGCAAACACAUUUGGAACCUCAAAGACAAUAAUGUUGAAUAUUCAAUAACAUGGUAAAUUCUUGCAUCCAGCACACCUUACAACAGUGGUAAUAAAAGAUGCAACCUAUGCUUAAAAGAGAAACUGUUUAUUAUAUAUCAUCCAGAUCUAUCAUCUCUCAAUAAGCGCAGCGAAAUCAUUUCAACAUGCCGCCACAGACUGACACACCUCCUAGGUAACACAUGAGCCAAUCACCACGCCCCUACACCUGUCUGUACCCACCCACUCUGUGCCCUACAUAUAUACAUAUAUAUAUAUAUAUAUAUAUAUAUAUAUAUAUAUAUAUAUAUAUAUAUAUCGGUCCUCAGCAUUAUUCUUCCUCCAAACACGACAAGUUGAGUUUAUACCAAAUUGGAUACAUGGAUGAUACAGCAGAGGAUUGGGAGAAUGUCAUGUGGUCAGAUGAAACCAAAAUAGAACUUUUUGUCAUAAACUCAACUCGUCGUGUUUGGAGGAAGAAGAAUACUGAGUUGCAUCCCAAGAACACCACACCUACUGUGAAGCAUGGGGGUGGAAACAUCAUGCUUUGGGGCUGUUUUUCUGCUAAGGGGACAGGACGAUUGAUCCGUGUUAAGGAAAGAAUGAAUGGGGCCAUGUAUCGUGAGAUUUUGAGCCAAAACCUCCUUCCAUCAGUGAGAGCUUUGAAUGGUUGAACAAAUACUUAUUUUCCACCAUAAUUUACAAAUAAAUUGUGACAAUGUGAA
Molecule: messenger RNA, 3554 nt
Organism: Nerophis ophidion (straightnose pipefish)
Lineage: Eukaryota; Metazoa; Chordata; Actinopteri; Syngnathiformes; Syngnathidae
Exons: 2
Coding region: 143-1864 (573 amino acids)
Biological process (GO): regulation of apoptotic process
Source: RefSeq, a predicted model, not a curated record